AACCGUCACCUCACGUCAAAAAUAAUGUCAAAAUUGACAAAAGUUCCUCUGUUUAUUUUGACCUAGAUUAUUUUAUUCCUUCAAAAAAGGACAUAUAUAGUGCAAUAUAUUUGAAUUCCCACUAUCGUCAGACCUUUAAAAUGCACAAUUUCCGAAAAGUUUCAGACAUUGGCAUAAAACGAGCAAAACAUCUGUUAAGGCAGAAUCUAAGUCAGAAUAAAUGGAGAUGUAUGUCGCAAAUGGAAACUCCGCCAGAGGAAAAGAUCGUACCACAAUUUUCUAUUCCGAAAGGAAUCGUAGGUCAGCCGACAUACCACACGCAUCCACAUAUGAUACCAAAGGGUCAUUUGACCUGUGGGAUCACUCAAAUGGAGUAUAAGGAGAGACGGGACACUUUAGUCAACAAAUUGAUUGCAGAAGUGGAUAACAUUCAUAAGAAUCAUGUUAUUGUAAUCCCGGCAGCCCGCAAGCAAUACAUGUCUGAUAAGAUCCCAUAUGUGUUCCGACAGAAUUCAGACUUCUUUUACUUAACAGGAUGUUUGGAACCAUCUGCUAUACUGGUUUUAGUGAAACCAGCACAAACUGAUAGUUACAAGAGUGUACUAUUUGUGCAUGAGAAAGAUGCCCAUGCGGAGCUGUGGGAAGGUCCUCGCAGCGGCUGCAGUGUCUCCACACAGCUGUUCAGUGUGGAUGAGGCAAGACCAGUUGAAGGUUUCAAUCAGUAUUUAACAAAAAUGACAUCAUUAUCAAAGCCUGGUAUCUUGUGGUACCACAAUGACAAUCCUGCCAACCUCGAUAUUCAUGAUGACAUCCGUUCUGUCCUGCGUCAUGGUCAAAUUGCACUAGAAGAUCCGCAGAAGGCGCUGCAUCAAAUGAGAGUGAUCAAGUCACCCGCUGAAAUUGAACUGAUGAAGGAAGCAUGUUAUAUUGGUUCACAGUCAGUUAACAUGGCUAUGGCUUGCACUAAACCUGGUAUAUCUGAGCGCACCGUGGACGCGGUGCUGGAGUACACGUGCCGGCAGGCGGGCGCGGAGCACGCCGCCUUCCCGCCCGUAGUGGCGGGGGGGGCGCGCGCCAUACACAUACACUACGUCGCCAACAACCAGCUGCUGCACAAUGAUGAGAUGCUGCUUGUUGACUCAGGAUGUCAGCGAUGGAUGUACAACUCUGAUAUAUCAAGGACGUGGCCUGUUUCUGGGAAAUUCUCAAAAUAUCACAGGAUUUUGUACGAGCUGGUACUUACUGUGCAGAAACGUUUAAUAGAAUUAGUUGGGGAGCAACGACCUCCACUAGACCAGCUCUUCGACCAGAUGUGCCGGCUGCUCGGCACACAUCUGCAGCAGGAGGGCAUCCUGCCGAAGAAUAUUGAUGGCAAUGAUCUUAUUGGUCGCGCGUACCGUCUGUGCCCGCACCACGUGUCGCACUACCUCGGCCUGGACGUACACGACGCGCCGCUCGUGCGACGCCGCGUGCCAGUCACUAGCGGCAUGCUCGUCACUGUUGAACCUGGUCUUUAUAUAGCUCCAAAUGAUACAUCAGUGCCUGAAGAGUUCCGAGGUAUCGGCAUCAGAGUAGAAGACGAUGUUCUGAUAACUGACGGAGAGCCGGUUGUACUGACCGAGGCUUGUGUCAAGGAAAUUGAUGAUAUAGAGGCUAUAGUCGGGAAACAUAGCCUUUGAAAUCACUAACACUAAAUAAAUCACUAACCUCUAUACAUGGACAGGCUAGAUACGUUGUAAUUUCGUGCCUAUUUGGUUUCCGCCAUUUUGACGCUGAUGGUUGCGGUGGUGGUGGCGAGAAUUCGAACUAAUAUUAUUGUUGGAAGUAACUGCCAGUAACAUCAAAAGGAUCGUUAAAGUUGGAACGAAACAAUUGUCUUUUUCAAGGAACGACCUAUCCAUUUAUAGAGGUUCGUGCUUUUUAAAUAAACUAGC
Molecule: messenger RNA, 1934 nt
Organism: Papilio xuthus (Asian swallowtail)
Lineage: Eukaryota; Metazoa; Arthropoda; Insecta; Lepidoptera; Papilionidae
Product: probable Xaa-Pro aminopeptidase 3
Biological process (GO): proteolysis
Cellular component (GO): mitochondrion
Molecular function (GO): manganese ion binding; metalloaminopeptidase activity
Source: RefSeq, a predicted model, not a curated record